AAACCAUUUCAAUUACUAUAACAUCGUCAGCCUAUUUAUACAUAAGUCGUAGGUAUUUUUUGUUAAACCAAUUUUAUUUAAAAUUUUUAUUCUUUCGUCGUUAUUUUACUAACAUCAUGACAAUUUUUUUGUUAGUAAGUUUGUUAUUGGUUUUUAUAAUUUUAAUUUUGAUAUUCACAACGUGUUUCUGUGCUCGGAGACCCAAGGAACAUUACCGCUUGUGUGCAAAAUUACCAUCCAUGCAACGAGGAUACUUGACUGAUUUAAAGUUCUCUUUUCAAUUAUCUACACUCAAAUCUAAAGAUGUGUUGCCGUUUUUUAGUAAAAUCUUUAAACAUCAUGGGCCAUUGGUGCAUAUAAAUGUAUUGGGACAUUCAUACGUGUUGUUAAACGAUCCAGACGAUAUAAAAGCUUUAUUAUCCAGUCCGCAUCAUAUAAACAAAGGGCCAGAGUAUGGAAUGCUUAAACCUUGGUUAAAUAAAGGUCUUCUAACAAGUGGAAGUCUAAAAUGGCAAAUGAGAAGAAAAUUGUUGACGUAUACAUUUCAUUUUAAAAUAUUGGAAACUUACAUCCCUACGUUUAAUAAACAUGCUCAGUGCUUAACAAAAAAACUUGAAAAUAUGGCUAGUAACAAUCAACGUGUAUCUAUUUAUACUCAUAUGACACUUUGUGCAUUAGACAUUGUUUGUGACACAAUAAUGGGAACUGAAUUGCGAUCUCAAGAGGGUAAAUCUAUAGAAUAUGUUAAAGCAAUAAAUACAGUAACUGAUGUCAUGAUUAAACGGAUAUUCAAAUUUUGGCUUUGGAAUGAAAGUAUUUUUAAUCUAAGUCAAAAUGGAAGAAAUUUUAAUAAAUCUCUUAAGGUUUUACAUACGUUUACUGAAAACGUGAUUAAAGAAAAGCGAGCUAAACAUGAAACUGUUAAUUGUUUAGAAACUGAAGAAUUAAGUUUUGGAAAAAAACGAGUAGAAUCAUUUCUUGAUCUUCUAAUUGGAAUAUCAAAACAAAAUCCAGAAAAAAUGACAGAUUCGGAUAUUAGAGAAGAAGUUGACACAUUUUUAUUUGAAGGACAUGACACAUCAUCAACUGCCAUGACAAUGGCUUUCAUACAAUUGGGAUUGCAUCAAGACAUCCAAGACAAUGUAAGGGAAGAAUUAUAUUUAAUAUUUGGAAAUAGUGAUAGAGAAGCAACUAUGGCAGAUCUUAAAUCUAUGACAUAUUUAGAUCGAGUAAUAAAGGAAACUAUAAGAUUAUAUCCAAGUGUUCCUGGUGUUACUAGAAAGCUUAGACAACACCUUCAAAUUAGGGAGUACCAAAUUCCACCACAGUCAGUAGUUGCAGUAAUACCAUACUUACUACAUCGAGAGGAAAAACAUUUUCCAAACCCUUUGACAUUUGAUCCAGAUAGAUUUUUACCCGAAAACAGUAUCAAUAGGCAUCCUUAUGCCUUCAUACCAUUUAGUGCUGGUCCAAGAAAUUGUAUUGGACAAAAAUUUGCCAUGCAUCAAAUGAAAACUAUAAUAUCAACUGUUAUUAGAAAGAUGAAAAUUGAAACAUUAGGAAGUCAAGAUGACAUUAAAAUAGGUGCGCAAUUGAUUUUGCGACCUGAAUCAUUACCUGAUAUUAAACUAACCAAGAUUAAGUAAUUUUUUUUUUGAUUAAUUUGAAAUAUAAAAAUUGUUGAUUUUUAUAUUUCUAUUAUUUUAUUUGUUAUAAAAUACCAAUUAUUAUAGAAAGAGCCAGAGCUGAGUAAGAUGCCUUAAAAAAGUAUUUUUAUAUAAGCUAUAUUUAUUUUUAGAAUCUAAGUACCUACAAGAUACUCUAAUUAUAAGUGUUCAAACAUAAAUUUUCGAUCUAAUGUUUUAUUAAAUGUAUUAUAGUUAUUAUGUAUUAUUUAAAACUAAUGAUAAGUGCAAGAUCAGUACCAUUAUAACUAUAAUUUCAAUACAUUUGUGUAAUUUAGUUAUGUUAGAAUAAAUAAAAUAACUACAAUCGUAGUUUUCUACAAUUUUGUAAGUUGUGACCAACUAGGUAAAAUUAUUAGGAUAUAAUUUAUGAUAAAAAUUGUUGAAUUUUCUCUAAAAUAUGGGUAUCAGAUGUUGAACAUGACAUGUCUGCCUGCUUAUUGUCAACUUAAUCUUUCUUUACUGUCUAUACUGAUAAACUACAAAAUUAAUACUAAUCAAAAACAUUUAAAUGAUGCUAUCUAGUACAAAAUUCAUUCACUAAUUCUUUCAUAAUUUAAUUAUUUUUAAGUUCUUUUUCAACCAAAUUAACUUAUCUAACCUGUCUAAACACAUUCCUAGAUACUCUAUAAAUUACACAUUAAUUGAACCGAUUUGUAGUCAGUUUCAGACUCCUUCUUAGAAUACCUACCUAAGUCAUAAGAAUAUAUUUAAUAUUAUCUCAUUACCACAAUAUAUGUACUCUAUAUUUGUAAUUAAAUGUUUUAUUAUUUA
This is a messenger RNA of Aphis gossypii (cotton aphid), 2459 nucleotides long. Its product is annotated as cytochrome P450 4C1-like. The record is from RefSeq and is a predicted model, not a curated record. Gene Ontology annotation, molecular function: heme binding; monooxygenase activity; oxidoreductase activity, acting on paired donors, with incorporation or reduction of molecular oxygen. The transcript has 11 exons. NCBI's taxonomy places the organism in Eukaryota, Metazoa, Arthropoda, Insecta, Hemiptera, Aphididae. The coding region runs from base 117 to 1646 and encodes 509 amino acids.